This is a messenger RNA of Mya arenaria, 1045 nucleotides long. Its product is annotated as C-type lectin domain family 4 member E-like. The transcript has 4 exons. The record is from RefSeq and is a predicted model, not a curated record. NCBI's taxonomy places the organism in Eukaryota, Metazoa, Mollusca, Bivalvia, Myida, Myidae. Bases 93 to 653 code for a protein of 186 amino acids.
UAUUGUUAUUAAAUUUCGGCAAUUGUAUUACGUUAGAAAAAUACAUACAUUUCGAACUGUUUGAUCACCAUACGUGCACAGUGGAUGCAAAUAUGUCGUCCACUGCGGUUGUCCCGUCUAUAAUAAAAUGUGUGGCGGAUUGUGAAUACAACGACAGAUGCAAGUCCGUCUUUUAUGGAGAUGAUGAUGGAACAUGUACUUUGUGCAGCGAGGUUUUCAACUAUUACGCCGAGAGACCCGCAGUUGCUCCUGCAAACACUAAGCAUCUCAGACCACUCCAGGGAAGUUGCCCAGAAGGUUGGUGGAGUUUCCAGUAUUCCUGUUACACUCUGACGACUGCAUCUACCGGGUUUCAGCAUGAUGAAUGUGUUGCCAUGGGAGCGCAUGCCGUGUACGUUGAAUCAAUAGAGGAACAGCACUUCUUGGCCUAUACAAUGAAACCUGCUACUGGAGAACGCGAUUUAUUCCUGGGAUACAUGAAGAUCAACAAUACCCUUUACUUAGCUGGGACACUCACGCUGCCUACAUUUACUUACUUCGCAUCAGGGGAAGGAAUACUUGCCUUCGAACGUUGUGUUUUCUUUCGGUCAACCCAAUGGGCUGACUGUUCGUGUGGGAAGAAUUCAAAAACGGUCUGUGAAAUUGAACUGUAACUACAUUGCGGGAUUGCUAUUCCGAUUUGAUGUUGUGCGGCUGUUGUUUUUGAAAAAAAAGAAGAGGACAAUGUGCUUGGUUUUUUUUUCUUGACUAUUUUUCCCGUCUGAAAAGAAGGCAUUGAGUAUGCAACCUGACGCUUAACACAGAAUCAAUUUGUUAAGGCCUAAGUGUUUAUAGUUAAACACAGAUUGAGUUUGUUACUAAUAUUUGUUUGUCCACAGGAAAAAAUAUUGGUUUGCGUUCACUCACGCUGCCUACAUUUACUUACUUCGCAUCAGGGGAAGGAACACGUGCCAUCGAACGUUGUGUUUUCUUUCGGUCAAGCCUAUGGGGUGACAAGUCGUGCGGGGGGAAUUCAAAAACGGUCUGUGAAAUUGAACUAUAACUU